Molecule: messenger RNA, 1601 nt
Organism: Corythoichthys intestinalis (scribbled pipefish)
Lineage: Eukaryota; Metazoa; Chordata; Actinopteri; Syngnathiformes; Syngnathidae
Gene: dlx3b
Product: distal-less homeobox 3b
Exons: 3
Coding region: 86-958 (290 amino acids)
Biological process (GO): embryo development; epithelial cell differentiation; regulation of transcription by RNA polymerase II
Molecular function (GO): RNA polymerase II cis-regulatory region sequence-specific DNA binding; DNA-binding transcription factor activity, RNA polymerase II-specific
Source: RefSeq, a predicted model, not a curated record
UUCUUGCAGUUGGAAGACUUUAAGUGGACUUUUCCCAAUAGAAGCCUCCAUCCACGCGUGGAUUUACCCCUGCGAGGAAACCCCCAUGCAACCCUCUCCCAAAAGCAUGAGUACCGAGCAGUUAUACGAGAAGAAAAUCGCCGGGAUUUUGACCGAUCUUCCCGGAUCUAUGAGCUCCCACCCGACCUCCAAGGAUUCCCCGACUCUACCCGAGUCGUCGGUGACGGACAUGGGCUACUACAGCGCGGCGCAGUCGGCCCACGGCCAUCACGAAUAUUACCAGAGCCAAGCGUACGGACAGCCCAUGAACUCUUACCAUCACCACCACCAGUUUAACCUGAACGGAGUGGGGGCCGCUGGAGUGUACGCCACGAAAUCAGAGUACCCUUACACGAACAGCUACAGACAGUACGGACAUUACAACAGAGAUCACCUGCAGGCAUCAUCUCCGAGCUCAGUCAAAGAGGAGCCAGAGCCCGAGGUCCGAAUGGUGAAUGGCAAACCGAAAAAAAUCCGCAAACCCCGCACGAUCUACUCCAGCUAUCAGCUCGCAGCUCUGCAGAGGCGCUUCCAGAAGGCGCAAUACCUGGCUCUUCCAGAGAGAGCCGAACUCGCAGCCCAACUGGGCCUGACUCAAACACAGGUUAAGAUCUGGUUCCAGAACAGGAGAUCCAAGUUCAAGAAGCUGUACAAGAACGGCGAGGUGCCCCUCGACCACAGCCCGAACGCCAGCGACUCCAUGGCGUGCAACUCCCCGCCCUCCCCCGCAGCGUGGGACAACAGCACCCCCCAAAACACCCCCCUCAGCAGACCUCAGGCGCCGCAGCCAACUCACAGCUCGUCGCCGCCUUACAUGGACGAUUAUAGCAACCACUGGUACCAGCAGGGAUCCCACAUACAGCAUCCGGGAACCGUGCACCACCCCGUCCCCCCACAGAGCGUGGGCGCUGUUUAUUAACAAUGACUCUUUUUUUUAAUUUUCAAACGAGGUCUACCCAAAAAAAAAAAAAAAAAAGACUUUGCAUUGAACGCGUUUGGACCGGGAAUUAACAGUCCUAAGGGGAUGAUCCUGACCAGAACUUUUUUUGACAAAGCACAUAAGGGAUUUGUGAUCACUUGUAACGACCUAUUUAAAAGACAUCUGACGUGUUGUUGUUUUUUUAAAUUAUUUAUCUCUUCUGUUAUAGUCCCCUUCCUCGCUUUUUUAAUGUAAAUAGAUAUACAACGUUAUUUUUGUUACAGUAACCAUGAAAGCAAUAAUUGCAGUUAAUAGUUAAAAAUAAUUCAUCCCGAGCGUCACAUGAAACUCAGGUCAUAUUUAUAAGGAUUUGUACAAAACGUCGAAGGCUGUAAAUACGUGUUUAUAUAGAACCACUAUUAUGAUUCUAUUUGUUUGAACGACUCAAUUGUGGUUCUCCAUGCAGAAGUCAUUUUUUUAUACUCAUGUUGCCUUCUUAUCCUUGGAAUAAAGGUGUUAAUUGCACGUUGUGUGUCCACGUAGUCUUGUAAUAUCUUCAUUAAGUGGUGUAUGGUGUUUACAAAAUGCCGCCGUUCUAAUUUACUCAGGGAAAAUAUUACAAAAAAUAGCCACGCAUCCAAAA